UGGGGCCUGCUUUGUUGUCCUUGCCCAUGAUACUGGCCCGCGAUGUUGGCUCUUCCAGCACCAGGCGAUGCGGACAAGGACCCGGUGGUUCUCUGUGGCAUCUGUCUGCGAUCGCGAAGAUUAGAACCAGCAGGGCGUGCCUUCCAUGCAGAGCACGAGAAGCCGAAACUUGAGGGAAAACGGCGUCCUGCCCAAGCGCGCAAGGAAGCUGAUAGUGAUGAGGAAGCCACACCUUCUGAUUCCUGGAGGAAGAAGCAGAAAAAGGAGGGUACCGGAAGGAGUGCUCUGAAGCUGAGCGCACUGCUCACAGGCGAAGAUUUGUACAAGCUUCUGGAAGUCAGUGAGACCUCCUCCACAGAGCAAAUCAAGAAGCAGUAUCGGAAGAUGGCAUUGCAACAUCAUCCCGACAAGCAAGGCGCAGACACUGAAGAAAAGACUCCAGGUCUGAGCGAGAAGGACCAACACUUCAUUAAGAUUCAGGAGGCCUAUGAGAUCCUCUCUGAUCAAACCAAGCGCCGGCAGUAUGACUCCACCCUUGAUUUCGAUGAUGAUAUUCCAGAUGAGGUCGACGAGCACCUGGGCUUCUACGAGACUUUCGGCCCGGUGUUCCGCCGGAACGCGAGAUGGAGCACGAGGUUUCCAGUGCCCGAAGUGGGCGAUGAUCAAACGGACAUGUCCAAGGUGCACAAGUUCUACAACUUCUGGCUGUCCUUCGAUUCCUGGCGCGACUUUUCCAUGCACGACGAGUACAACCUGGACGACGCCGAGUUUCGGGAGGAGCGUCGUUGGAUGGAGAGGCAGAAUCAGAAGGUUCGCAAGAAGUAUGUGGAAGCUGAACGGAAGAGAAUCAUGCGACUGGCAGAGACUGCAGAGAAAUACGAUCCCCGAAUACGUGCGGAAAGGGAGGAAAGAGAGAGAAAGAAGAGGGAGGAGAAGGAAAAACGAGCACGUGCCAAACAGGAGGAGGCAGAGGCAAAGCAGAGGCAGGAAGAGGAGAAGCGGAAGAAGGCGGAGCAAGAAGCAGCUGAACAAGCUGAGAAGGAGCGACUACAGCGUGAGCAGCGCAAGCAAGACAAACAGGUUGCUAAAACUCUUCGCCAGCGCUUCAAGAGAAGCGUGCAGGAGAAGUGCAACCUGGAGCCGCUGGAGCUGGAGGACCUGCAAGAAUUUUGUCUUGCACUUGAAGCAGAGAGGCUGCAGGAGCUCUGCGAAAGUCUUGAGGGCAAGCCGGCUGGCAAGCAGUCCGACGCUUUUGUUCGGGAAGAGCUCGCUGAGGCCAAGCGCCGACGAGCGGAGGAACAAGCGAGAGAGGAAAGGCAAAGACAGGAAGCCAGGAAGCGUGAACAGAAAGUUGCAGAUGUCAAGGAGUCUGUGCCUUGGAGCACUGAAGAGCUGGGUUUGCUGGCUAAGGGUCUUCAGAAGUUUCCUGGUGGAAUGGGUGGCCGUUGGAGCCUGAUUACGAUGAAAUUCCUCACCGACAACGGGCACGAAAGGACGGAGAAGGAAGUGGUUGACAAAACCAAGGAGCUCUCGGAGGGUCAGUCUCUUCGAUCCAUGGGCUCCAAGAUGGCGCAAGAGAAUACUUUUCAGGCACCAAAAGCCAAAGCAAAAGCGAAGGUCCAGCAGCAAGAGGUGGCGCAACCUGAGGCCGCCAAGAGUGCGGUCAAUGGCACCUCAGACAAGGCUGAGGGUAAGGAUGAUUCCUCUGAGUGGACACCUGAUCAACAGCAAGCCCUGGAGAAAGCCUUGCAGAGGCACCCGGCCAGUCUCGACAAGAACGAAAGAUGGAAGCUCAUAGCUGCAGAUGUCGCUGGCAAGACUAAGAGCCAGUGUGUCGAGCGCUUCAAGUUCCUGCGAGAGCAGUUGAGCAAGGCCAAGGGCUGAAGGUUGUGCUGAGUCGCCGACAGGGAA
Molecule: messenger RNA, 1911 nt
Organism: Effrenium voratum
Lineage: Eukaryota; Dinophyceae; Suessiales; Symbiodiniaceae
Source: the annotation of a GenBank genome assembly